AUGGCAUCGUCCUCUGCAGCUGCGGCGUCGCUGCUGGGCCGGCAGCUCAAGGAGAUGCAAACGGGAAAGGACAUCCCCGGUAUCUCGUGCGGUCUGGUUAAUGACAACAGCAUCUUUGAGUGGGAGGUGAUGCUCAUGAUUAGUGAUGACUGCAAGUACUAUGGAGGAGGCAACUUCCGCGCCAGACUCACGUUCCCGGCAAACUACCCCCUCAUGCCGCCCUCCCUCACCUUCCAGACGCCCAUCCCCUUCCACCCAAACAUCUACCCGGACGGCCGGCUCUGCAUCUCGAUCCUACACCCGCCCGAGGAGGACCAGUACGGCUACGAGGCGGCCUCGGAGCGGUGGUCCCCUGUCCAGAGCCCCGAGACGAUUCUGCUGAGCACCAUCAGCCUAUUCCACGGACCUAACGACGAGUCGCCCGCCAACGUCGAGGCCGCGCGCAUGUUUCGCGAGGAGCGGGAGGGCAAGAAUAAGGACUUUCGGAGACGGUGUCGGGCUUGUGUGAGGGAGAGCCUGGGGGAGGAUUGA
Molecule: messenger RNA, 531 nt
Organism: Colletotrichum paranaense
Lineage: Eukaryota; Fungi; Ascomycota; Sordariomycetes; Glomerellales; Glomerellaceae
Product: ubiquitin-conjugating enzyme
Exons: 2
Coding region: 1-531 (176 amino acids)
Biological process (GO): ubiquitin-dependent protein catabolic process; protein polyubiquitination
Molecular function (GO): ubiquitin conjugating enzyme activity
Source: RefSeq, a predicted model, not a curated record